Molecule: messenger RNA, 984 nt
Organism: Sinocyclocheilus anshuiensis
Lineage: Eukaryota; Metazoa; Chordata; Actinopteri; Cypriniformes; Cyprinidae
Product: coiled-coil domain-containing protein 33-like
Exons: 9
Coding region: 16-984 (322 amino acids)
Cellular component (GO): peroxisome
Source: RefSeq, a predicted model, not a curated record
GAACCGUCCAACCUCAUGCAGAACUCAGAGAAACCACCGAAUGAACCUGCGGGUGCACAGAUGGAAAGGGAUUCCUAUGAUUUGCCGUCACAUGACGCUCUCUCAAAGAUACUGCCAGUGUAUCUUCACCUCCUCAAAAAGCCUAAAACUCAGACCAGGACAGAAUCUGUAUCACAGAAAAAGUCUCAGCUCAACCGAACAUUUGAUGUUCAUUCACCUCUCAAAAGUCCACCAAUACCUGAUUUUGAAGAUGACCCUCAUGCAGGUGAAGUCACUGAACAUCAAACUAAAGAGCUGGAAAACUAUCGCAUGGUGAUGCAUAAGAUGGCAGAUGACAUCGUGGCGCUGCGCUCUCAGGUGAGCACGCUGGAGUCUGAGAACAGUCAGCUGCGGCGGGACCUGUCCCUGAAUCAGGACCUCACCCUGCUGGACGACACCGACACUGACGUCAUGACCAAGACCAAGAUUGCUGACUGGAUCGCCUCUCUGAAGUUCAAGCUGUCCAGUGAAAGCAGCAAAGCAGCUGCCCAGAAGGACAGAAUCCAACAUCUUCAAAAUGAGCUCAUCAGGAAGAGCGACAUUGAGAAAGAGUUUGUCCAGCUGCAAAGAGCACAUCAACAGCAGCAAGCUGUGCUAAAGAAAUAUCAGGCCCGUAGUGGUAAAAUAUCUGCACUGGAGGAUACAGUUCGCCAACAGGAAAAGACUUUGCUCACUUAUGUGGUUCCUUUCUCAGACAGCGAGAAGCUGGAGUUAUUGACACAGCUAGCGAGAGCUGGGGGUCGAAUCCGGACACUGGAACAACAGCUGAAAGAGAACUCCAGACAGUGGGGGAAAGAAAAACAAGAGAUGUUGACCAGACUCAGUGAAUAUGAACAUAGAUUCGCUCGAACAUCAACCAUGAUUCUUCAUGAUCUACCUGUGAAAAGUUUGACUGAUUCUGUACUUGGACAUACUCUACACAGGCAACUGGAACCUCUGAAGUGA